Prunus persica (peach) is the source of this 4923-nucleotide messenger RNA. Its product is annotated as pentatricopeptide repeat-containing protein At2g38420, mitochondrial. Lineage: Eukaryota; Viridiplantae; Streptophyta; Magnoliopsida; Rosales; Rosaceae. Bases 446 to 1918 code for a protein of 490 amino acids. The transcript has a single exon. The record is from RefSeq and is a predicted model, not a curated record. Gene Ontology annotation, molecular function: protein binding.
GGUGAAACUUACACUACAAAGCUACGGCUUUCCAAUCUAGAUGGAUGAGCUGAAAACUAAUCUCCCAAACUCUGCUGAAACAGAAGCCCAAAGUGAGGCCCAGACUCUUAGUGAAAGGGUGGAAUUGACAGGAGAGGGCUUAAGUCGGAGGAUAGGUGGGAUGUGUGGGGGCAUGGUGAACUGAAGACGCCAUAAGUUUUAUGAUACAUUUCAGAAAAAAGUUUCAUGGGCCGAGCUCAUUUACCGUAGAACGAGAGAUUCUGUUUUUUUUUGGGAGCAGAACGAGAGAUUUGUUUGACAUGGCUUUUAUUGUCUGCUCCCACCAUUUUCGUUCGCUUUCAAGCUGAAGGAGUUAAGAAAUUGCAGAAAUGGGAAGAGCCCCAUGAGACCUUCAGUUGAAACAAGUAGAUGAUCCGCAAUAAUCUGAAUUUCGAAUUUUUCAAAAAUGGUGAGAGCCUCUGCUCUAAAACCCAGCAGCAAAUUUUUCCUGAGAAAACACAGGAAGUGGCCAGUCUCACCCCACAACACCAAAUGGCACCAAACCUUCAAUCAAAACCAGGCCUUUCAAAGCCUCAAAAAAUCAUCACCGCCUCAAAACCAACCCCAACAUCUUCUCUCCACACUCAUUUACUCCUUCAACAGCUACAACUGUGAACCAAACCCUGAAGCGUACAACUUUGUCAUCAAAACCCUGACCAAAACCUCCCAAUUCAAAGACAUCGCUUCAGUUCUUGACCGCCUUGAAUUCGUCGAGAAAUUCAACACACCCGAAUACAUUUUCGCCCAUCUCAUUAGUUUUUAUGGCCAAGCUAAGAGAACCCAGGACGCCAUUGAUCUUUUUUGCAGGAUUCCAAAGUUCAGGUGCGUCCCUUCUGCUCACUCGCUCAACUCCUUGCUGUAUGUGCUUUGUGGGUCUAGGGAAGGUCUUAAAAUGGUGCCUGAGAUUUUGCUGAGGAGCCAUAUUAUGAGCAUCCGGCUCGAAGAAUCGAGUUUUCAGAUUUUAGUCAAUUCUCUGUGUGGAAUUGGGAAGGUUGGAUAUGCUAUUGAGAUAAUGAAUUGUAUGAUCAGUUAUGGGUAUGGUUUGAAUGUAAAGAUGUGCUCUUUGAUAUUGUCAUCACUUUGUGAACAAAAGGAUUCAUCUGGUUUUGAGGUGCUGGGUUUUGUAGAAGAAAUGAAGAAACUUGGGUUUUGUCCUGGUAUGAUGGACUAUUCAAAUGUGAUUAGGUAUAUGGUGAAACAGGGGAGGGGUUUGGAUGCUUUGAAUGUUUUGGUUAAGAUGAAAGUGGAGGGAAUUAAGCCUGACAUUGUUUGCUAUACCAUGGUCUUACAUGGUGUCAUUGCAGAAGGGGAUUACAAGAACGCCGAUGAGCUGUUUGAUGAAUUGCUUCUGUUGGGUUUGGUUCCUGAUGUUUAUACUUACAAUGUGUAUGUAAAUGGAUUGUGUAAGCAAAAUAAGGUGAAAGAUGGAUUAAAGAUGAUUUCUUCCAUGGAAGAGUUGGGGUGCAAGCCUAAUUUGAUUACUUAUAACAUUUUAUUGAAGGGUUUAUGCAAUACUGGUGAGCUUAGUAGGGCCAGAGAGCUUGUGAGUGAGAUGACAUUAAAGGGUAUUGGGGUUAACUUGCAGACACAUAGGAUAAUGCUGGAUGGUCUGUUUGGCCAAGGAGAUAUUGAUGAAGCUUGCAUCUUUAUGGACGAAAUGUUAGAUAAGUUUCUCUGUCGUUUUUGUUCCAGCUUUGAUGAGGUAAUUUAUGGGUUGUGCCGAAAGGGUUUGGUUUGUAAAGCAAUGGACUUACUGAAGAAAAUGGUGGAUAAGAAUGUUGCGCCCGGAGCAAAGGCUUGGGAAGCACUACUUCUUAGCUCAGGAUCUGAACCCGGUUUUGCUGAGACUACCUGGACUGAUUUGGUGAACCCAAGUUAAGCUGCUGAAGCAUUGACUUGCAUGUAGCAUUUGUUACAUUGUGAUGUACAGAAUCAACAGCUACAGUUGAUUGACUUUACCUACCACAAUGCAAAGCUGAAGCAGAAAUUGCUGCAUCCAUGUGCAUCAGAUUCGUUUUCGUCUAGUCUUUUGUUGAAGAGAGGCAAUUUAUUUUGACUCAGCAUACUGUACUUGUGCCGGCCAUUUGUCCGUUUGUUCGUCCUAUUAUGUUUGGCAGAAAAUUGUAUGUACCAACCUAGUAUCUUCUGUCUUACUUGCUAUGCUGAUGCUCGUGAUCCCUUCUUGUUGGCAUUUUCUUUACCAGAACCACUGCUUCAAAUUCGAUAGCUUCGCUUGAACAUAUUAGUUGAUGAAAAUUUCACCAAAAAACAACAAUCUCAUUGUCUGUUGCGUUCGAUACAGUUGAAAGGAGCAUGUGGUCUUAAGCUCUUCAGAAUUAGCUAUACUGUAAAUUGUGUUCCAAUUUGUAUUUUUUGAUCCAGAGCUUGAACUGCUGGACAGCAUGCUCUGUGUUACGUUUCUAAGACAGACCAACUAUAAAAAACAUAAACUAAGAACACGCAGUUAUAUGAGUAUUGAUUUAUCAUAAAGUGGUACUUCUUGUUCUUAAAGCCCAAGUGAUUUUUAGUAGUGUUUAUUAUGUGCCUGUAAUAAGUUAUAGAUAAGGAGUUCCCCGCCAUUGUUGACAAUUGCUCAUAUGGAAGCAAACCACCUAUUUGCUUUCAACUCAAUGUGAGGUUUGAAGUCAAGAUAUUGAAAACUGUUGAGAGAAAAAGAAAUAAAGUGCGCUAUUGAUUUGCACACUUCUCUCUAUCCUAAUCUUGUGUGGGCAAAAUAGCACUAUUUACCGAAAAAGUUAAAACCAACAAAUAAUACAAAGAAACGAAUUUGCUGGCUUUACACUUUUCCUGUGAAAUCAUUGAGGCAUCCAAAGAUCGCUGUUUGUAUCCUUUUCAAAACAUUAAAGUUUUGUCCGUGUGAAAAGGGCUGCUCCUUUGCAAGGGAUAGCAAAAUUUUCUACAUUCACUAUCAUAAACUAAUAAAUCUGAAGUUAAUCAGCUAUUAAGCUCGCUGAAAAGCUCAUUAAGAAAGAGUUACCAAUAAUCCAUGACAUAAAAAAUUACAAAAGUAUCUUCCAUAAAUUAAGUUGCUUUUGCAAGUUAAAAGUUUACAUCUACCCUGUCCGAACAGUAGGCUCUUGAUUAUGGUGGAAGAUUAAAGAGAAGUUAAUUACGCAAUUGGAUAAUUAAUCGGAUAAGAAACAGAUUAAGGAGCUGUGGAUGUACAUGAGUUGCUUAUCGUUGUCCUUCAGACGUGGAUGAGAAGGAAGUGUCAGCAAGGAGGGAAAAGAGAGAUUUUUUAUGUCUCCUUGGUGGUGGUCGUACCAAGUUGCCAAUUCAAUGUAAAUGACCUUAGCAUUCACCCAUAACUCUUCUCACAAAACCAUGCAGCAUCUGCAGAAGCAUCUCUUUGUUUUCUGACAACAAGAACAAUAUGAAGGUUCCCAGAUUUUUAUUUCUAUUUUUUAAGAAAAGAAGAAAAAUAUUACAGAAAACAAGUAGAGGAAAAGGUAAAGUUAGAUUAGUGAGAACUGAGAAGGGUUAAAAGUAUUAGUAGUCACACAGUUAAUGUUGGUGAACUAUCAUUGUUAUAUAAAUGAUGUUCAUAGCAAUUAUAGUGAGACCUUGGAAGGGUUGCUUUCUUUUCAAAAGCAUUAUGUAUUUCCACAAUAGGAAAGCUAAGUUCCUCAUACUGGGGGGACAGAUGAAAACUUAAAAAGCAGUUCCCCCUUUCGUCUAUGCAACUUUGAACGACUUACAGAAAAAGGAGAUAAAAAAAAAAGAGAGAUCAUGCUUAUAGAAUAAAGAGUACACAAUACAAUGAGAUUAAUUACUGCAUCAUGGUUGAAAUUUAAUAUUCUUUAGUGUUAGAACUUAAAUAUAUAACAAGUUGCUAAUCCUUCAAAAAAAGAAAGAAAGAUGCUGAUCUUAUGAUCAUAAGAUAAUGGUUAUCUGCCAUGAAUUUUGUUGAAAAACUAUUGUGGCUCUAUUUCAAAAGCUACAAAUUCUGCAAAAACAUAUUAACUUUGCUUGAUCUUUCUCCUUAACAAUUAAUCAUCUUAGGGCCCGUUUGAUAACCAUUUCAAUUUUAGUUUUUAGGGAGAAUGGAAGUGAGAAUGAGAGCGAAGAUUAAAUUGAGAGGAAGUUGAGGGGGAAGGAUAGGAGGAAUGAGUAACAAAAGUGGAAACAAAAACUAAAAACUGAAAUCUAUUUGAAAUUGUUUUCACUUUCAAGUUUUUGCUUCUCUUUUAUUACUCUUCCUUCCCAUUCUUCCCUCUCAUCCACACUCCCAUUCUCACUCUCAUUUUCCUCUAUACUCUAGCACAAAAAAUAAAAACUAAAAACUAAAAUUGACGAACCCAUAAUAUUUUAAUUUCUCUAUCCCCAUGUGUUGAAUGAAAUCCCAUUUUAUUAAAAUAGGAAAAUAUCAAGGCUGCAGCUAUAUUUAUCUACUCAAACUAAUGCUCAGAAAACAAUUAUGAAUCAUGACCUACCUGAGCUGGAGCAAACUCCCAGCAUUUUGAUCUGAACAAAAUUCAAUUUAUCUGCAUGGUUCUGAUCUAUAAGCAAUCUUCUUGGUAUAUUUUUCCAGAGGUAACAAAUAAGGUGUAGUGGUCAUGAUGGGGAAGAGGGGCACAUGAAUAACUAACUCAUCACUGGAUAUGAGAUAUAGAAAGAAAAGCUUUCAGAGACUUGAUUGAUAGGCAGGUGAACUAUUGAGAGUAAUAAUAUAUCUCUGUAUAUGCGCAUGAGUUAGAAAUGCACGUGCCCUGCUUCUCCAUCUUGCUCAACACAAACCUUCAGUUUUCAUAUAUGCCAUAGCUAAGACUGUAGGAGCUAGAGCUCUACUCUCCUCACAAGAAGCUUAAACUAGAGAGAGAGAGAGAGAGAGAGAGAGAGAGAGAGAGAGAGAGAGAGAGAGAG